Molecule: messenger RNA, 661 nt
Organism: Eruca vesicaria subsp. sativa (arugula)
Lineage: Eukaryota; Viridiplantae; Streptophyta; Magnoliopsida; Brassicales; Brassicaceae
Source: the annotation of a GenBank genome assembly
CACGGAACUAAAUUCGUUUCGGACCUAUUCUCUUAUAUCUUCCCCUUAACCAAAGUUACAUAAUCUGAAAAUCUGAACAAGUUUUUUUUUUUUGUGAACCCUGCACAAGUGUCCGAAGAGCUAAAGGAACGAUGUUCUUUUUCUUUGCUGGUGGAGUAGGGCAACAGGUGAGGCAGGUGCUCAAAUCCGGUGCCGGAAAAUGCAUAAGAUGUGGCUCUGACGCCGAUUUGGUGGAAUACGACAGAGUCUUGAAGUUGUUCUUUGUUCCUGUCUGGAGAUGGCCAGGGAAAGAUCCUGUGCUCCAUUGUAGAGACUGCGAUCUGUUUUUCCCUCAGUCUCUCUCACCGCCUAUUUCUCUAGCUACGUGCCGUUUCUGCGAUCGAGUCGUAGAGUCUGAGUUCCGUUUCUGCCCCUUUUGUGGCUCUUCUCUGUGAAUUUUGGCUCUGUUUAAUAAGUUUGUUUGUAGUGAGUUUUUAUUGUAAUUUUACAGAAUCUUUGAAGUUGUUGUGGUGGUUCUUGCAAAAUCUAUAAACACUUCCCGUGUGUGUUGUGUUGUUUUGUUUUGCUGAACAACAUCAUAUCUUGAUACGGAAACUGAAUCCAAUCAGUGAAAUUACUAUAUUUUGUUAAUUGUGUUGAAUAUAAAUAUUUGAAAAGGCCA